Molecule: messenger RNA, 315 nt
Organism: Cylicostephanus goldi
Lineage: Eukaryota; Metazoa; Nematoda; Chromadorea; Rhabditida; Strongylidae
Source: the annotation of a GenBank genome assembly
AGAAACUUUGGCUACCUUGGAAAUUCGAAUUCCCAAAUGCGUGAUAGAGGAGCGUACUUUAUGGAGAAGUAUUCGCGUCGUCAGCUUCUCGAGUAUAUAAAUGAUUAUGGAAUUUCACCAGAACCUACUUGGCAGCCGAGGAUUGAUCAAGUGCGCGAAGAACUGGGAGACUUUGUGAAAAUGGAGAAUGUCUACAAAUUGAUGGCUAGACUUGGACAGUGCUUCACACAGAGCAGAGAGUCUGGAGCAGUCUUCCAAAGGAGUGAAUACUUUGCCGUUCCUGAUAUCAUUGGAGGUCGCAAUAGUUUGAAGUAA